This is a messenger RNA of Penicillium paradoxum, 987 nucleotides long. Its product is annotated as zinc finger protein. NCBI's taxonomy places the organism in Eukaryota, Fungi, Ascomycota, Eurotiomycetes, Eurotiales, Aspergillaceae. The record is from RefSeq and is a predicted model, not a curated record. The transcript has a single exon. The coding region runs from base 1 to 987 and encodes 328 amino acids.
AUGGAAUCAGACACCCCUCCCUCCAAAUUCCACCUCAUCGGCCGUGGUGCCUGCGGGACUGUUUGGGCUGCGACAGAGGCUGGCCCAGCCUAUAAAAGAGAAGACGGUAACCCAGCGCGAUCGUUAACAAACGAUUAUGAAAUGCAUCAGCGAGUUCUCCAAAGCCAUCGAACACUCACAAAACUGAAACAAAAAUCCACUGAACACCCUCGGUAUCCUCAAAUACAAAUCCCAGCCUGCCACAGCUUUAUCCAGGCCACAGACCAAUGGUGGAUAACAAACCUGGGCAAGUUUCCUCCAGAAUAUUCACCAUGCAAUACCCUCCACUCACAGCGCAUACCUCCCUUCAACCAGUCCACCAGAGAGCUCCUGAUCCACAACUUCUGCGCAGAUGAACUCAAAUCAACAUUACUGCAGAGCAUACCCGAUCGAGACUGUUUAGUUCGGCUAUAUCUCGGUCGACACAGGACCCAUGUUCGUGAAUAUCAAACCCCGUCCCGAUUCAGGGCAUUCUCACUACGAAACUUCCCCCUACAUGCGAAUCAACUGGUAGGGCUUGGUGUUCCCACAAAUGACGUGCACAAAUAUGCCGAAACGAUGGCAGAAACACUUGCAAUGAUGCACUGGAUUGCUGGUGUAGAUGGCAAUGACGUUGAGAUCGUUCUGGCGGCCCCCAAUGACGUUGAAACCAACGACGAUCGCAUGUCUAACGUCCUUGGAGACCAUAGCAUGUGGCUGCUUGACUUUGAUCUAUGUAGGGAUAUGGCGAUGGAUGAGCAAGGAGGCGCGCAAGCGGUCAACGCCUUUUGGGGCAAUGAUCCAUAUUAUCCUCGACCAGGAAGGGACUUGGCACUAUGGAGUGCAUUCCGAACGCAGUAUCUCAAAAGCAGUGACCAGUGUCUAGAUCUUUGUGAUCAUCAAGAAGGGGUCAGGCGGCGCUUGUUACCUCGGUUGUUCAUCGAGCUACUGGAGAGGCAAGGGAUGUAG